Cajanus cajan (pigeon pea) is the source of this 616-nucleotide messenger RNA. RefSeq lists its product as uncharacterized. NCBI's taxonomy places the organism in Eukaryota, Viridiplantae, Streptophyta, Magnoliopsida, Fabales, Fabaceae. The record is from RefSeq and is a predicted model, not a curated record.
UCGGUUACAAAUUUGGGAAAAAACACACAAUUAAGUGUGCCUCUCUCAUUCUAUUUAAUCUCUAUCUCUUCAACACUAGGAGUAUAGAGUUGUGCUUUCUUUGCUCUAACAACAGAAACAUGAAUAAGUCUCACUCUGCAGAGAAGAAGGAUGCCAUGGAGAAGCCACUGACUCCAAUGCCUCCUCCUCCUCUCAAACUUGAAAGGAACCCUUCUAUGGAUUCUGAACCUAAGACCUUGCUUCGAGAUGAACUGAACAUGGCCAGGGAGGCUGCCCUCAAAAUAAUCAAUACCCACACCAAAGAAGAAGCCCUGAAAAUAUUUCUGACGGGUUUGGUUCCAGUGGGAACAAGCUCAAAACAGGUGAAGGAGGAUGUUGUCGCGUCUGACUGCGAUGACGAAUGAAGCAUUAUGCGAUCGGAAUAUGCUGGUGCUGGAAAGCUGAAUCUGGUGGAGUGCUUAUGUGUGUUUUUACUUUGUUUCAGUUGCUGUGGUUUAAAUUAUCUCAAUUUAUCUUCAAUGUUAUUGUCUUGUAGUUCUGCACUUUGGCAGAUUUAUAUGUGACAUAAUGUGUUUUGCUUUACCAUCUUCUCUAUUUAAUCUAGUAUUUUAAAGUA